CCUCUCUUCACUACCAAGGAGCUUUGGAGCUCGACUUCCAAGACCGGCUAUAUAUACACACACACACACACGGACACACACGGGAGGAAUCUAAACACUGAAUGUACUUGCAGAAGGAAUUACUUUGUCAAUACUCUGAAGGAAAGCUAUACUGUUAUCUGGCUCGUCGGGCCCUUCAAGAAGUUUAAAGAGGAUUUAUAUAUUAGUUGGAAAAAAGUAUAUUAAUCGUAACGAAUCAAAAUGGAGCUGCAGAAGAUGAAUGGACACAGCAGGGAUGAUGGAUUCGAUGGGCUGGAGGCCAUGGCGGAGCACGACGAGUUCCUCCCACAUAAACCUGGUACAAAGAAACAAACCCACUUUACAGAUUUCGAGGGGAAGACGUCCUUCGGCAUGUCCGUCUUUAACCUCAGUAACGCCAUAAUGGGCAGUGGAAUUCUGGGACUGGCGUUUGCGAUGUCCAACACGGGAAUCAUCCUUUUUAUAAUCUUGUUGGUGUUCAUUGCUAUCCUCUCGGCGUAUUCCAUUCAUCUCCUGCUGAAAAGUGCCGGAGUUGUGGGCAUUCGGGCAUACGAGCAGCUCGGGAAUCGAGCUUUUGGCCCACCGGGAAAACUACUGGCUGGCUGCAUCAUCACGGUGCACAACAUUGGUGCCAUGUCCAGCUAUCUCUUCAUCGUCAAGUCGGAGCUCCCGCUCGUAAUCCAAGCUUUCCUGGGCAGACAUGAAAACACAGGAGAGUGGUUCUUGAAUGGAAACUACUUGAUCAUCAUUGUUAGCGCUUUCGUCAUCCUCCCUCUAGCACUCAUGAAACAACUUGGUUACCUUGGUUAUACGAGCGGCUUUUCCCUCUCCUGCAUGGUUUUUUUCCUCAUUUCGGUUAUUUACAAGAAGUUCAACAUCGACUGCCCUUUGAAAGACGAGCAUCAUAAUAUCACGAGUAUAGCAGACCACUACACAACCAACGACACCGAUGGCUUCUGUGACGCGAAGCUGUUCACCAUCAACUCACAGACGGCUUACACCAUCCCAAUUCUGGCCUUCGCAUUCGUCUGCCACCCAGAGGUGCUGCCCAUCUACACCGAGCUGCGAGACGCCACCAAGAAGCGCAUGCAAACAGUUGCCAACAUCUCCAUCAUGGCCAUGUUUGUCAUGUACCUGCUGACGGCUCUUUUUGGUUAUCUCACCUUUUACGGUGCGGUGGAGUCGGAGCUGCUACACACCUACAGCCGCGUGGACCCGCUGGACGUCCUGGUGCUCUGCGUGCGUCUGGCGGUGCUGGUGGCGGUCACCCUGACCGUCCCCGUGGUCCUCUUCCCGAUCCGUCGGGCCUUGCAGCAGAUCUUGUUCCCUGAGAAGCCUUUCCACUGGGCCAGACACAUCGGCAUCGCGGUCUCUCUCAUCUUCAUCGUCAACCUCCUGGUUAUAUUUGUGCCCUCCAUACGCGACAUCUUUGGCAUCAUUGGAGCCACAUCCGCUCCCAGCCUCAUUUUCAUCCUGCCCUCCAUCUUCUACAUCCGGAUCGUUCCUGAAGAGCAGGAGCCUUUCAGGUCAAGACCCAAGAUCCAGGCCGCAUGUUUCGCCGCGCUUGGAUUCAUCUUCAUGGUCAUGAGUUUGUCGUUCAUCAUCACUGACUGGGCGACCGGAGAGAGUCGAAGCGGAGGUGGACACUAGCCGCUGUGACUGAACAGAAGUAUUCAAACCGAAGAAUGUCAUCCAAAACACUCCCUCCCCUCAAUUUGCUCCUCAAUCCAAAAGAGUUCUCAACCCGGCGCCAAACAGGAAGAUUUGGAAAAGAAUAUAUGAAGAAGCUUCGGCUUUGUUUCCAAAAAACAAAAACGCCAUGCGGGCAGAGAAAGUGUCCCUCAGUGGAGGGGAGAGACACACACAAGUCAUAACUUUCUGACUGAAUAAAAACCUGCCACAGCUCAUAAGUCAGGAUCUUGUUUUGGGGUCAUGUGCAGACUGGCAGCAAACGAAUGAAUGGGAACAAUGUGACCAAAAUGGAAAUCCCAUUUCAGCGCGGUGCUUUCUACGUGUGCCGUUCCCUGGAAUAGCACAGCCGCUGCCAGCAGCCUACUUCCCCACCAUCUCAGAUUUCACACGACACACAUCUCUCGAGUGUCGCGCAGCCAUUGUUUCCCUUCUCGAGGUGUUUUCUUCUCAAACAAAACAGAAAUUUAUAUAUUUGGAGAAUUCACUUUGCUUAUUAAGAUGUUGCGGCUUGAUCGCUCUUUUUAGAUUUACCUCGACUUGACCCGGAUAGGUACUAAUGACAAGUGAAGGUUAGUCUGCACGUCGUCCCACAAUCAAAAUUUUGUCUUCUGUGACUUUUUUAAUGGACUUGAAAUGUGAUUUUUAUUUUUAUUUUUUUUUGUCUCCUGACAUGUAACACGAGCAUUGUAAUCCCCUUUUAAAACGCAGCCUGAGGUGCCCAGUGAUCCAACAAGUAUGCUGAAAUUAGCUUUUUGCUGCUGCUCAUGAAGGUCAAACAGUUACUGACAAUCACGUGAAUCAACACACACACACAAGCACACACAAAAAACACACACACUUUUUUUAUGUGAGUGAAAAUCCAGACUUGCAAACCAAAGAAUUUUCUAUUGUGUCGCAUUUUCUGAAAAUGUAAGACUUUUUUUUUAAUGUUCAACAAAAGCCAUUAAAAAAAGUUUAGCAAUGAAUCAUGCAGUAUUAGAAAAGCCGUGGCUGUCCUCACAGAGCGAGAAACUACUCAGAAUGUUAAAUAGUGACCUCUGAAUUUUAACUUAAAAUGAUGUUUGUUUUGUCUAUACUCGAAAGGAUCUGUUAACGUUUGUCGUCCAUCCUGUAAAUUUUUAAAUUAAUUUAAAUGUUACUUGUCAAUAAAACUGUUAUUUGUACUCGA
Salarias fasciatus (jewelled blenny) is the source of this 2878-nucleotide messenger RNA. RefSeq names its product solute carrier family 38 member 5b (gene slc38a5b). The coding region runs from base 241 to 1668 and encodes 475 amino acids. Gene Ontology annotation, biological process: serine transport; L-histidine transmembrane transport; L-glutamine transport. NCBI's taxonomy places the organism in Eukaryota, Metazoa, Chordata, Actinopteri, Blenniiformes, Blenniidae. The record is from RefSeq and is a predicted model, not a curated record. Gene Ontology annotation, cellular component: plasma membrane. Gene Ontology annotation, molecular function: L-glutamine transmembrane transporter activity; glycine transmembrane transporter activity. The transcript is spliced from 16 exons.